Messenger RNA from Bursaphelenchus okinawaensis, 2077 nucleotides. The record is from the annotation of a GenBank genome assembly. NCBI's taxonomy places the organism in Eukaryota, Metazoa, Nematoda, Chromadorea, Rhabditida, Aphelenchoididae.
AUGUCAGUAAACGGUCAGCCGAUGAUGUUCCCACCUAAUAUGAUAUGUUACUGUUGUAAUAUCAACUGCUCACCCAAUGGAGUACCACAAUAUCGACCAGCACCGGUAACACCGGUACCAGUUGCACAAGGAGAGUGGGCUCAAUGGGGCGAAUGGUCCGCUUGUGAAGACAAUUUCGGAGGUAAUUUAAGAAUUUUAUAACAGAUUUUGAAAAAUUUUGAUUUUUUUUGCAAAAACUUUCUUUACAGCCUAAAAAUUUUUAAAAUUUGACUUUUUAUACCUAAAAAUGGUCUAAAAUAACAUUAAAAUGACUUAAAAUGCCAUUUUUUAAAAACCUAAAAACCUAAAACUAAAAAAAAAAAAAAAUUUCAAUAUUAAAAAAAACGCAAAAACUUUCUUUACAAACAAAAAAAAACAAAAAAUUAGCUCUUUAUACCUAAAAAAUAGCUAAAAAUUCCAUUCUUUAUUAUCCCAAAAUAAGAAAAAUGCAAAAACUUUCUUUCCAACACCCUAAAAACCCCAAAAAAGAUUGUUUCCACCCACUGUUCCUCGAACUUUUUAUAAUCAAGCGCACCGUUGCUUAACUUGCCAGAUCGGACGGGACCGCGCUUUCGCACUGUGCAAAAAAGCCAAAUGGCGCAGCACGGUGCAGAAAUUAAAUUUUUGGCAAUAACUUUGUUUACAAAGAUGUAAAAUGGCGUUUUUGAAAGUUUUUGAGUAUUUGGAAGAAACUUUCUUUACAAAAAUUUUAACAAAUUAUUUUUUUUUAGGUUCGGAUAAAUCGCAAAAAUUUUCUUUACAAAACUUAGAAAUUUUUAAAAAUUUAAAGAAAGUUAAUUUUAAAUUCACGUAUUUUACAGUAACCUCCCAAACCCGUAGAAGAACUUGUAUUGGUGGUAACUGCCCUGGUGGAGAGUUUGAACAAGCUAGGAGGUGUCUUCAGACUCCACAACAAGAUGAACCGCCUGCUAAUCAAAAUACUUGGUCUGACUGGUCGAAUUGGAGCUCAUGCAGGUAAAUUAAGUUCAAAUUUGCAUAUUUUAGACUUAGAAACACAUUUAUAUGCAGAAAAUGAGUUCUAGGCCUAAAACAAAUCUUUAGGUUUGGAUACACCUUUUUAGGUUUAAGUACGCAUUUUAGGCUUAGGUACACAUUUUUAGGCUUAGAAACCUACUUUGGGCUUAGAAGCACAUUUUUAGGCUUAAGUACACAGUUUAGGCUUAGAAGACACUUUUUUAAGCUUAGAAACACAUUUUAGGCUUAAGUACUCAUUUUUAGAAUUAAGUACACAUUUUUAGGCUUAUGAUGCGUUUUUAAGCUUAAAAAAUAUUUUAGGUAGGCUUAUAGCGAAAUUUUAGGCUUAGGUAUACAUUUUAAGGCUUAAUACACAUUUUAAGACUUAUCAUCUUGAAGAUAGGGUAAAGUAGGGUAUGUCAGACAGAAUACGAUAGAGUAGGAUAGAUAAUAUAAGAAGAAUAGGGCGUGGUAAUUUUUAAAUAUAAUAUUUGACUUCAGUAAAUCCUGCGGUCCAAACAACUUCCGUACUCGUGCACGCCACUGUAAAUGCUCAAACGCAGUAUCACUAGACGAUUGUGUGUGUAUUGGUGACUCAACAGAACGACAGGACUGUCCCACCGUACCGUGUUGCGUGCACAGCCCGUGGAGCGAAUGGUCCUUGUGCUCCACCACGUGUGGUCCUAAUGGUAUGCGACAGCGAGUACGAACAUGCUCGUGUGCUGAAGGACCAGAUUGUGAUGCUCUCGGUGCUAAAAUUGAGCAACAACCAUGCGCUUUCUCAGUACCAUGCACACCAUUGAGAGAUGAAACAGUACCAGUAGUACCAUCAGUACCAUGUGUGAAUUGUGCACCAACAGUACCAUGUGCUAAUUGUGCUCAGUCGGAUGGAAGCACAAUACAAUGUGUGAAUUGUGCACCAGUACAAGCACCAACGGUACCAUGUGUCAAUUGUAAUAGUGUGUGUUCGUACUGUCCAGUUGGGUACACUCAGCCAUGUUAUACUUGUUUGUCCAAGAAGAAAAGAGAAGCGUUGUUGAAGGAAAAAGUUGUUAUAUCAUAA